Messenger RNA from Haliotis rufescens (red abalone), 554 nucleotides. RefSeq lists its product as uncharacterized. Lineage: Eukaryota; Metazoa; Mollusca; Gastropoda; Lepetellida; Haliotidae. The record is from RefSeq and is a predicted model, not a curated record. The transcript has 4 exons. The coding region runs from base 16 to 501 and encodes 161 amino acids.
GGAAGUGCUGUAUCUAUGCUUCACUUCACGCACCGUGUGAACUGCGGUACACAACGCUGUCGCCCGGAACUCAUCACACCCUUCUCAACCAAUGACUUUUUUUUCACACUGUGCCAUGAUUGUAGAGUGGAUAGUCAGUUACAGAUAAACAUUGUACUCACACCAUCAGACAGUCCCGCUCAGAAGCAAAUAUCAAGGAUGACGUUACGUCUGAGACACGCGCUGGUCCUGCUGCUGCUGUUGCUGUUUCUGGAGGGUGGUGAGGGAUGGUGGAACAGAAGCCGUCUGAGGCUGGUGAGACAACGUCCCAGCCCCACCAACACCAACAAAUGCCAAGUGUUAAGAGACUUACUGAAGAAGACACGUUUGUCCCAACGGGAUAUUUCCAUGAUACUGAACGUUGAUGAAGACCCUAUCAUGACAAAAUACAAGCAGAACUCAGUGGAUCAACGUGACAGUAUGGCUGCAAGCGAAACCUUGCAUGGAACAGUCAAACGAUGAGGUAACUCAACGAUUGCCACAGACUGAAAAAAUAAAUCUAAAAAUCACAUUAA